AUGUCAUUACUUUUAUUCUCUUAUCUUAUUCAAGAACAAAAAUUAAAAGCAGCAUUCAAAUCAUUGAUGAAAAUAUACAUCUCAUCAUCAUCAUAUGUAUCAGACAAUACCAACUGGUUAAUGCACGUUGAUGAAUUUGGUAGUCUACGUAAUGGUGAUGAUUUAGAAGAUAUUGGAAAUUUUGGAGGUAUAUGA
Messenger RNA from Entrophospora sp. SA101, 195 nucleotides. NCBI's taxonomy places the organism in Eukaryota, Fungi, Glomeromycota, Glomeromycetes, Entrophosporales, Entrophosporaceae. The record is from the annotation of a GenBank genome assembly.